Messenger RNA from Cladocopium goreaui, 1202 nucleotides. The record is from the annotation of a GenBank genome assembly. NCBI's taxonomy places the organism in Eukaryota, Dinophyceae, Suessiales, Symbiodiniaceae.
AGCCAUUUUUUUUUCCUCGGGGCUCGACUGGCUCGCAUUUCUGGGGCGAUGUUGAGUUCUCCGUCGGCCGCGGCUGGCGCAGCGGCUUUCGUGGCCCUGGAGCCCUUGAGGCCGAGGCAGAUCCCGAGUCAACGGACGUCCAGCGCCAACGGCGCCGUGGCUGUGGGCUCUUCGCGGCCGAACGGUGCUAGCAGCGCCUCGUUUUGGACCACCUCGCUGUUCGCGUGUGCGGCGCUGUCCAGGUUUGCCAGACGGCCGGCGCGGCCGGUGACAAAAACCGCCAGACCGGCGUACGCCUCGGCUCCGCAGACCUAUGAGGGCGCUCCGAUCGGCCCUCCUCCGGAUUUGCCAUCACUCCUGUUGAAAGAACGCAUCGUCUAUCUUGGUACACCCAUCACCGCUGAGGUAACAGAGCUGAUCAUUGCCCAGCUGCUGUAUUUGAACUAUGAGUCUGCUGACAAACCGAUCACUCUGUACAUCAACAGUACUGGAUCCACCAUCAAGAACAACACCAGGUAUAUCGGUGAGUCCAAGGUGGGGAUGGAGACGGAUGCCUUCGCCAUUGCGGAUUGCAUGGGGUACAUCAAACCUGACAUCCAGACCAUUGCCAUUGGACAGGCGUAUGGUACUGCAGCUGUGCUGCUGGGAUUGGGCAAAAAGGGUAAACGUUUCGCGUUGCCCAAUGCGACGGUGAUGCUCUCGGAGCCGCGGGAACCGCCAGCACGAGGCCCACGACAGGCCUCGGACAUUCGGAUCCUGGCGCGCGAGGUGCUGCAGAACCGCUCCACCAUGAGCGAGUUGUUGUCCAAGGCGACUGGCAAAAGCAAGGAACAGGUGGUGGAGGACACCAAUCGAUGCUACUACAUGACGCCUGAUGAAGCUGUAGAGUAUGGCCUCAUCGAUAAGGUCCUGACCCCGGAGAAGAUGAAAGCGGCCGGGGACAAGGAGGUGCCCUCCUUUGUCUCUGCCAUGGCUUCCUGAGCAGAUUGUAAGAACGGACACCAGCGGACACUUAGGUGAUCUUAGUGAUCUUAGGUGGUCAGAAAUGUGCUUCAUAGAUGUUCAGAAAGUAUGGUUUAACAUGGUUUAACAUGGUUUAACAGGAUUGAAUCAUCGCCUACUUGGGGCUACCCGGACUAUUCACCAGCUUGUCCACCCAACAAUGGAAAAGGGGACAAGUGCGGGUCAAGCCCCGCAGUGCC